AUGGCUGAACGUGGUGGAACUCGAGGCGGAUUUGGAACACGUGGCGGUGGACGUGGUGGCGGUGAAGGCGGCCGUGGUAGAGGAGAAGGAGGUCGAGGUGGCUUUCGGGAAGGUGGCGAAGGUGGACGAGGCCGAGGCAGAGGCGAAGGGGGUCGAGGUGGUCGCGGCGGUGAAGGAGGUCGUGGACGCGGUGGCCGUGGACGACGUGGUCAACGUCCAAAAGAGGAUCAAAAAACGUGGACUCCCGUAACAAAACUAGGCCGAUUGGUUAAUGAUGGAAAAAUACGAAGUUUAGAAGAAAUAUAUUUAUUCUCACUACCAAUUAAAGAGGCUGAUAUCAUUGAUCUUUUAUUGCCUGAGUUAAAAGAUGAAGUAUUAAAAAUCAUGCCCGUACAAAAACAAACCUGUGCUGGUCAACGUACACGUUUCAAAGUAAUU
Molecule: messenger RNA, 438 nt
Organism: Didymodactylos carnosus
Lineage: Eukaryota; Metazoa; Rotifera; Eurotatoria; Philodinida; Philodinidae
Source: the annotation of a GenBank genome assembly